AUGACAGACCAUUCUCUGAGCAUACCGAUCGACUCGGACAAGAUGGAGACUUCGUCCGACACAACUUCCUCCUCCUCUCCAUCAAUCUCAGUACCUAUUCAGCAGACAAACCUUGAUCUAGAGAAGACGACUAGUACAGGAACCUGCAGAACUAACCAAAGUCGAAAUUCCAACAGAGUUGUCAGGACCGCCCAGGACUGGGAUGGUCCGGACGAUCCAGACAAUCCUCUCAAUUGGUCAACGAAAAAGAAAGCAUACCAUACGCUGGUACCUGCCCUACAGGCAUUCACCAUCACCUUUGGCUCUUCUGUCUACAGUCCAAGUAUACCUCAGGUCGCUCGUCACUUUGACAUUGGAAGCACCACUGCGAUCCUUCCAUUGACCGUAUAUGUCCUGGGCCUAGGCGCCGGACCUAUGCUGAGUGCUCCCAUCUCGGAAACCUGGGGCCGACGCUCAGUCUACCUGUGGUUCUUCCCACCAUCCCUCCUCCUCACCAUGGGAGCCGGAUUUUCAAACACAUUCGCCGGACUCGUCAUCUGUCGCUUUUUGGCAGGCCUCACAGGGUCAGGCACCCUAGCUGUAGGGGCUGGAUCCAACUCAGAUCUAUAUGCUCCCAUCAAUCGCGCCAUGUCGAGCUCAAUCUUCCUCAUGGCUCCCUUUCUUGGUCCUGCCCUGGGCCCAGCUCUUGGUGGCUACGUGAGCAUGAAAAAAGACUGGCGUUGGACACAGUGGUUGAUCCUGUUCUGGGGCGCCUUGACCUAUGCGUUGACCGUCCCGCAGAAAGAAACUUACAAGCGCAUCAUCCUCUCGAAACGGGCUCGUCGUCUUAAUAUCCAGGGGCCGCCGUCACUCCUGCCUCCUGGGAUGUCCAUGAUGCGUUUCGUUUUCGUCGUCACCAUCCUCCGACCCCUCCGCAUGCUCAUCACCGAGUCCAUUGUCGCCUUCUUCUCUAUCUACACCGCCUUCAACUUUAGCGUUCUGUUUGCCUUUUUCGCUGCAUUUCCCGUGGUCUUCUCAUCGCCCUACCCUGAGAUCCAAAUCUAUCACUUCAACACGGGCGAAUCCGGCCUCGUAUUCCUGGCCAUCGGUCUCGGAGUCGUCAUCAGCACCAUGACAUUCAUCGUCUUCGACCUCUACACCUACCGGCCACAAACACUGAGAAAACGAGCCACAGGCGACUUCACUCCUCUUCCCCCAGAAGCUCGUCUCCAGCCUGCGAUGCUCGGGAGUGUCUUACUGCCUAUAUCACUCUUUUGGUUCGGCUGGACUGCUCGAUCUGAUAUCCACUGGAUUGUGCCCGUCAUGGCCACGGUCCUCUUUGGUGUAGGAAAUUUAUUGGUCUUUUGUUCUUGCAUUCUUUAUUCCAUCGACACAUAUGGUCCGCUUGCCGGUGCGAGUGCAGCAGCCGCCAAUGGCCUCUUACGAUACACCGCAGGAGCGGUGUUCCCACUCUUUACGAUCCAAAUGUAUCGGGCCAUGGGUGUUGGAUGGGCCACAAGCAUGCUGGGCUUUAUCACUGUGGCACUGCUUCCAGUCCCUUGGGUUCUGCAUAGAUAUGGUCCGCAUAUCCGGAAAAGGAGUGCAUUUGCCCCAGUUGCGUAACGUUAGUGGUGGUUUUUCUCAUUAUUGCAUGGCUCUGGUGGUGAGGAAAUAGACUUUCAGGAGCAUUGGCUUGGAUGUCAGAAGACUAGCAAGACACCCAUUAUGCAUGCGGUUAUAUAUAUGGAUCUAUAGACGUAGUAAUUACAGUAUUUGAUAAUCA
Molecule: messenger RNA, 1762 nt
Organism: Exophiala mesophila
Lineage: Eukaryota; Fungi; Ascomycota; Eurotiomycetes; Chaetothyriales; Herpotrichiellaceae
Exons: 3
Coding region: 1-1602 (533 amino acids)
Biological process (GO): spermidine transport; transmembrane transport; spermine transport
Molecular function (GO): spermidine transmembrane transporter activity; spermine transmembrane transporter activity
Source: RefSeq, a predicted model, not a curated record